Messenger RNA from Selaginella moellendorffii, 1366 nucleotides. Its product is annotated as protein PXR1. The record is from RefSeq and is a predicted model, not a curated record. NCBI's taxonomy places the organism in Eukaryota, Viridiplantae, Streptophyta, Lycopodiopsida, Selaginellales, Selaginellaceae. The coding region runs from base 925 to 1251 and encodes 108 amino acids. The transcript has 3 exons.
AGUUCGAAGACGAGCAAGCGCGAUAGCAGCUCGGCUAAUUUUCCCUAGGAGAGAGCAAGUUUCAAGGAAAAAUCUCCCAGUUGGAUCUAUUUUUCUUUUUUUGCAAGCAUGAAGAAGGUCACCCUCUCUACUUGUUGGAGCUGCGAGGGAAAGAUCGACGCCCUCAAAAAGAUCAAAGGAGUUGAUAAGGUGGAAUCGGAGUCAUCAGGCCUGGUAGUGAUCGGCAAAUUUGAUGUGGACGACGUGGUCAAGGCGGUGGAUUGCCACCACAGCGUUCUUCGUUCCGUCGAGAACGAUUACGAGCCCCCAAAGAAGAAGGACGAGAAGAAGGAGGGCGGUGGUUCUAGCGUUGUAUACGUUUACACCCAUACCUACAAUUACUACAGCUAAAACACUGCACAGAUGUUAAGGAGCGCCAAAUUGUGAUUUUGGCAAUUGGGAUGGAUCAAGAGCGAAGAAACCGUUUCAAGAGUUUCGUGAAGGAUUGAUUGGAUCUGGAGAAGCUGAGUCAAAAGCGGAUUCAAAAUAAUAUUCCCGCGGUGAUUACUUUUUGUGCAAAUGCCGGUAGAUUUCGGGAACUUUCGCGGGUCGAGAAUAAGGACCAACUUUUUGUUCCGACGUCAAGCUGCUUUUUUGGCCGCCAAAAGUGGAGUGCCAUUUUUCGUAUGGAUGUGAAGUUCUACACUGUCGGUCGACGCUGGGAGAAAACACGCCGAAGUAACUACAGGGAGAAGAAAGAGAAAGAGAAAGCGAGCGUAUCGUGUCCCGACGCGUUUUGCUGUUGCGAUGGUGUAAGAUUUUCGUGCUUAAAUAGGGUAGUCGAGUUCUAAAGAGAGAUCAAGCGUGUUUUUCCCGAGUGAAGAAAGGAAGCAAGGAUUCUGAUUUGAGAUCGAAGCUCGUUUUUCCACAAGCAAGCAAUUCAUCAUGAAGAAGGUGUCAUUGUCUACUUGCGCGAGCUGCAAGGGGAAGACUGAUGAAUUCAAGAAGAUCAAAGGGGUGGAGAAAGUGGAAUCCGAUUCUUCUGGCUUGGUUGUGAUCGGGAACUUCGAUCUGGACGAUGUUCGCAAGGUGAACAGUUGCCAUCACGGGAUCCUCCGCUCGAUCGAGAACAAUUACGAGCCCCCGAAGAAGAAAGAGGAGAAGAAGGAAGAGAAAAAGAAAGAGGAGAAGAAAGAGGAGAAGAAGAAAGGAGAGGAAAAGAAGAAAGUUGUGCAAGUCUACACCGACAACUUCAAUCUCUACUACAACUGAAGUGAAAGUUUGAGAUGGAUUGAUGCGAUAGCGUUUGAAUUCUUGUAAAAAUCUUCCUUUUUCUCUUAAAAAGAAAUUGUCAGUUUUGUAUAAAUUUUCUUGGGUUUUCCUUUCC